Molecule: messenger RNA, 4203 nt
Organism: Periconia digitata
Lineage: Eukaryota; Fungi; Ascomycota; Dothideomycetes; Pleosporales; Periconiaceae
Source: the annotation of a GenBank genome assembly
AUAUUCGGUCCAAUCCACGCGCGCCCCGCAGCUUCCUCCCCCGACUUCCAUUGGGCCUGUGUUAGAUCGAACCCCCGCGAACAAACAAAUCCCCCCUCCUUCCUCUCAGACAUGGAGCCGGUACGCGGCAGUAACCGCCGUCUCAAUAGCAUUCAGACCCGCGAGCGACUGUCUCGAAGAGCCUCCGCCCCCGCAAAGCGCCCCGUAACCGCCCAAGAUGCCUAUCUCUACGCUCUCCGCGCCGCCUACCUCGCAUAUCUCCUGCAACCCCGCCAGAAACGAGUUCAGCAUGUCGCAGCACCCUCCCGCCAGAUCCAGCGCUCCACCACCUCCGUCACCGAUCUUGUCAAGGAUAUGUCGCUGAUUCGCGACUCCAAGAGUACUCGUUUCCCACAUGGCUUCAUGGCUGAGCUGGACAAGCGGAUAACCGGUGUGCUCAUGGGAAAGGAGCGCAUGCCCGAGUUCAGGGACGCAACCGUGAAGCGCACCUUUGCUGUCUUCCUCAACGAGUUCAAGGCUCCCCAAUUCCGCAAGUCCAUGGAGAAGGAUAGGAGAGUGGAAGAUUUGCUGCUCAUCUUCUUCUCCAACGCUACAAAAGAGCUGUCCAGAGGCAAACCCCCGGGCGAUGAAAGCUGGAAACUCAUGGUCGACCGCCAUGUCGCCUUGUUCAUCCGCUUGGUCAGCUCUACCCUCAAGGAGCACGAUUGGACCCGCGACAGGCCCGAAUUGACAUCGCGUUUGGCCACAAUGGAGAAGAAGCUGCUCGUGCACGAUCAGGACCUGGCUGCUGAGAAUCAGCGAAACGGGGGCCAGGGAGGAUCCACCGUCGAGGUUGAAGUACCUUUGAGCUACGAGGUCAAGGACAUGCCCCUCGUCCUGGUCGUCUCUCGCAUCUUCGGCGUGUCUUACCAGAAUGUCCAGAACGACAUCAACUCCCACAAGGCCGUAUGGACAGAAAAGGCCGCGUUACAGGACCUCAAGACGUAUCAAGCACACCUCAGCUUGAUGAGCAAAAAGACUUUGAACAGUGAUGAUUUCGACCUGGAUGACGCAUAUCAAGCCUGGAAGCAGCAGGAAAUGCAAGAUCUCUCCCAAAUGAUUCUAGCUAUAGUGCAGUCAAAUCCCGAACUAGCCAAAAGUACACCAGGCUCACUUCCUCAAUUCAAGCCAAACGCUCCCGCAACGUCAGGUUACCACGAGCCCGGCAGGCAACGCUCGGGCACCUCAAGCACCGAACCCUCCUCUUCAUACGUAAUUGAGCAGCCAGUCGACAUGAGCAAUCUCAACAUCAACGACGAUGCCGGCGAUAACGCCUCCUUUACCUACAUUCCCCCGGACACACGCGACUACUACCGAGCAGUCCUCCAAGAGGCCUUGACUUAUGAUCUCGCAGACCCCGAGCUUCAGCCCUCGGAGGCAACCAGCGAGACCCCUUCCAUCAAGUUACUGUCCAAACAAUCGGCAGAAUUGCUCAAUGAGAUCGCCCUUCGCUGGAGACUGCCGCAAUUCUCCCGGUUGGUGCUUUUCCUAGAUGUCACCAAGGAAAAGUACCAGGAGCGCUCAAUAGACCUAGAUACGCUUGAUGCGGCUUUCAGUUUUGUAAAAGAACCGCCCCCAACAGACAAAAAGUCACAUCGUAUGAGCCAAGCUCCUGUGGCCGAAUCACUCUUCGAUCGUUCCAGAUGGACCUUGCAUGACUACGCCCUCAACCAGCAGAUUCUCAACCAGCUUCACGAGUGUUUACUUAGAGAAUUGUUCGAAUUAAUGCUCCUGGUUUAUGAUGCUAAACCACCUUCGUUGGGUCCCAUCAUGUAUGUGUUGAACAAUCACAUCUACGAAGACGAGUUGUUCAAUCAUCCGCCAGAACAACUCGACCAAUUCACAGAGGAACUGCGCCUAUCGCUCAAGAAGCGUGCUUCGGACGUAUAUUCGGGUUUGUUGGCAAAACACGUCCCAUCGAUGGCGGAUCAAUGGGAGUUCUACAACGUCAUUGAGCUAGGCAAAGCAGUGGUCAAAUUGUGCGAGAAGAUCCAGAAGCGUUACCGCAAGAACCCCGAAAUUAUGGGUGUAAGCCCCAUGAUGUGCUUGGUGGAGGAAAUGUUUCCCGCAUACGCGGCCGAUGCGAGAGAUAUCGUUGGACGUAUCCUGGAGGUUGCACAAGACAAAGGCGAAGAGGUCCCCAUUCAGGACGGCUUUGAUCUGUACCACGAGCUCGUCGAGAUUCGUCGCAUUCAUGGUGACGCACUUCCGGGCAGACGCUUUGGCUUCCACAUCGAGGCACUUUUGCAGGAUUUUGUGUGGCGUUGGAUUUACAUGACGGACGCAAGUCUGGUGGGCUGGGUGGAGAACGCCUUCAAAGCAGACACUUUCACGCUAGAUGGCUCCAACGGCAUCUUGAUGGACGACGAUAGACACAGUGUCUCGGUUGUCGAUAUGUUCCAAUCCUUCAACCAGAGCAUUGAACAAAUCGUGUCCCUCAAUUGGGAUGACGAUCUACAGUACGCUAGAUUUAUGACCACGAUAUCGAAGUCAAUCGGAAUCGGCCUGGCCCGAUACUGCGAGCUCAUAGAGCAGAGGUUCGCAAAGGAAAUGGACCGAAUGACACCUGAACAAGAGGCUGCAGCUAACCAAACGCGCCAAGAGAAAUGGAUAUCCAUGGCCAAGGAUCUCUACACUGGCAAGGAGAAGAUUGAACCGUUCAAUUUCUACCCAGAGUCCCUCGUAAAGCUCAACAACAUUGAAUAUGCUAUGCAUCGCCUAGACAAGCUCGAACACGAGAUCAAUGUUGACGCGUGUGCAGAGGUCAUCGCGAAGAAUUCGCCGCCCCCACAGCAGCGUGCACGCAAUAAUAACUUUGUUUUCACCAUCAAGAUUAUAGAGGCGGAAGACUUAAAGGCAUGCGACAUCAACGGGCUUAGUGAUCCCUAUGUUGUUUUGGGCGACGAAUAUCAGAAGCGUCUUGCCAAGACACGUGUCGUCUAUGGUAAUCUCAACCCGCGCUGGGAAGAGACAAUCGAUAUUACUACGAACGGUCCGCUCAACAUCAUCGCCACAAUUUGGGAUUGGGAUACACUUGGCGACCACGACUGCGUCGGUCGUACAUCUCUCAAGCUUGACCCAUCACAUUUCCGUGACUACAUGCCGCGUGAAUACUGGCUAGAUCUGGACACUCAAGGUCGGUUGCUACUUCGUGUUAGUAUGGAAGGUGAGCGAGACGACAUCCAGUUCUAUUUCGGCAAAGCAUUCAGGACACUUAAGAGGACUGAACGCGAGAUGACGCGAUCUAUCACUGACAAGCUUUCAUCUUUCAUUGCCCACAGCCUUUCUAGACGAGCACUCAAGGCUAUGCUCAAUCGUGGUAUCACCGUCUCGGCCGUCACUGGUUUCUUCUCCCGCCAAGCGCGUCCCCAGUCUGUCGCGCAAGUUGUCACGCAGCAGGAUGUCACUAAAGCCCUGGAGCCCUUGUUCGACUACUUCAACGAAAAUUUUGCUAUCAUGAAGGAAACUUUGACCGACGCAGCCAUGAUCAUGGUCAUGACUCGCCUGUGGAAAGAAGUUCUAGCGACGAUUGAGUCACUACUCGUCCCUCCUUUGAGCGACAAACUGAGUCAACAGCGGCCGUUGACACGCCAAGAAGUAGACAUCGUGUUCAAGUGGCUUCAACUUCUUUUCGACUUUUUCCAUGCGGCAGAUGAAGAUGGCAACUCGGACGGUGUUCCAUUGGACGUGCUCAAGUCACCCAAAUAUCACGAGAUCCAGAAUCUCAAUUUCUUCUACUUCGACCCCACCGACGAUCUGAUUCGCACAUCCGAGAGCAUGGCGGCAGCUACUCAGCAACGUCAGAAGGAAGCCGCCAACUCCAGCAAGUCGCUAGCGCCUGCACCAAUGGGCCAUCAAUUUGGGGGUGCAGCAGGCCUCACCGGCAUGCCAUCGAGAAAGCACAAAACGAUCAUGUUGUCACGAAACCUAGGCACUAUGCGAAAGGCUAAAGAGGAAAAGAGGAAAGAGGCCCAGGCGGAUCCUAGCGACGACAUGAUCUUGAGGAUUUUGCGCAUGAGACCUGAAGCGGAACGGUACUUGAAAGAUCGGAGCAGACAAAAGGAACGACUUGCGGCCGCGCAGGCCGCGGCGAUGAUUGUGCAGCAGAGCCUGAACGCCGGCGGUGGACGCAUGACCGGAGGCGGAAUGGGGCCCAGACGGUAG